AUUCCAUUUGUCCUGCGAAUGAGGAACCAGAAGAAGCGGUGAGAGAGUGAUAGAGAGAGAGAGAGAAGAGAAGAGAGAAGAGAGAGAGAGAGAGAGAGAGAGAAAUGGGUAGUUAUGAAGCGGUGGUGGGUGAGAAGCAUCAUGCGGCGGCGAAGUGGGUGGCGACGUGCAUGGUUGGAGGUGUGAUUGUUGGCGUGUCACUGUUGGGUUUGUACUCAGGGUCAGGGGGUCCUCUGGGAUUGUGGAAGAGUAAAAGGAAAAACAAGAAACCAAUUCGUGUUUACAUGGAUGGAUGCUUUGACAUGAUGCAUUAUGGUCAUUGCAAUGCUUUGCGUCAAGCUCGUGCCCUUGGUGACCAGUUGGUUGUUGGUGUUGUUAGCGAUGCUGAAAUCAUUGCUAAUAAGGGUCCUCCUGUAACCCCUCUUCAUGAAAGGUUGGUGAUGGUGAAUGCUGUGAAGUGGGUUGAUGAGGUUAUUAAUGAAGCUCCCUAUGCUAUAACUGAGGAAUUCAUGAAGAAGCUUUUUGAUGAGUACAAGAUAGAUUACAUUAUUCAUGGGGAUGAUCCUUGUGUUCUUCCGGAUGGAACUGAUGCUUAUGCUCAUGCCAAAAAGGCUGGCCGUUAUAAACAAAUAAAGCGCACUGAAGGAGUUUCCAGCACGGAUAUUGUUGGUCGAAUGCUUCUCUGUGUAAGAGAAAGGUCUGUUACUGAAAAUAGUAAUCAUGCUUCUUUACAAAGACAGUUCAGCAGCAAUGGCCAUAGUCAGAAGUUUGAAGAUGGUGUAUCUGCAAAUGGAACUCGAAUAUCUCAUUUUCUGCCUACAUCUCGUAGAAUUGUUCAGUUCUCAAAUGGGAGGGGUCCAGGACCUGAUGCACGCAUUGUAUAUAUAGAUGGCGCUUUUGAUCUCUUUCAUGCUGGACACGUGGAGAUCUUGAGGCUUGCUAGGGAUCUUGGAGAUUUUCUUCUUGUUGGAAUACACACUGAUCAGACGGUCAGUGCAACUAGAGGAUCACACCGUCCUAUCAUGAAUCUUCAUGAAAGAAGUCUAAGUGUUUUAGCAUGUCGCUACGUGGAUGAGGUUAUAAUUGGUGCACCAUGGGAGGUGUCCAAGGAUAUGAUUACAACAUUUGACAUUUCAUUAGUUGUUCAUGGAACCGUUGCAGAAAAUAAUGAUUUUCAGAAGGAACAAUGCAAUCCAUAUGCUGUUCCCAUUAGCAUGGGUAUCUUCAAAGUUUUAGAAAGUACUUUAGAUAUAACAACUACUACAAUAAUUAGAAGGAUUGUAUCAAAUCAUGAGGCAUACCAGAAACGUAAUGCGAAGAAGGGGGAGAGUGAGAAAAAAUACUACGAGGGUAAGACACACGUGUCUGGAGACUGAUUCUUGUCCUAUUGUUUGGGGCAUAAACAUAAACAUUGGUGUCACCAGCAUUUUACUGUUUCUAUUAGGAAUAUGAUAGUUUUUUUCUCAGCUUGGAGUUGGAGCACAAGUUGGGACAUUGUGGUUCGUGCUUUAUAUUAUUAAUCAUUUGCAAAAGUGAUUUAACCUAUAAUUUACCUGAGUUGACCAUCAAUAUGAAAGUGUUCAACAAAUAGAACUUUAGGUGAUUUAUUUCUUAAAACCAUAGUGUCCAGCUUAUGCUCCAAGCCAAAACAAAAUUGCCAUUUUCCUUUUGAAUAACUUGAUAUGUUAUUGCUGUAUGGGGAUUUUAUGAGGAUCAUGUCUGAUCAAGUACUGUUGUUAUUGUUUGAUUAAUUAGUGAAAAUAUAUAUUUAUUAA
This is a messenger RNA of Gastrolobium bilobum, 1775 nucleotides long. RefSeq names its product ethanolamine-phosphate cytidylyltransferase. Gene Ontology annotation, biological process: phosphatidylethanolamine biosynthetic process. The record is from RefSeq and is a predicted model, not a curated record. The coding region runs from base 105 to 1376 and encodes 423 amino acids. Gene Ontology annotation, cellular component: cytoplasm. The transcript is spliced from 9 exons. NCBI's taxonomy places the organism in Eukaryota, Viridiplantae, Streptophyta, Magnoliopsida, Fabales, Fabaceae. Gene Ontology annotation, molecular function: ethanolamine-phosphate cytidylyltransferase activity.